AUCCCUCCACCUAUCGAUCCAACGGACGAAAACGCAUCAAGGGAGAGAUCCAACGGCCGAGAGUGCCUGAUCGCUGAGGAGCCUCCGGCAUCCCUCCGGUUCAUAUCUCUUGAUAUAUAGGUGAUCGAGCCGAUGUACCUGCUUCAACUUUAAUAUUAAUAACACCACCAUCCAAAGUUCCAAACCCUAAUGGCAGGACCGCCGCCGGCAUGGGGGGCUGCAGGCGGGAGGGACCUCAUAAGUGGACUCCCCGACGACCUGCUCCACGAAAUCCUCGGCCGCCUCCUAUCCACCACCGCCGCCGCGCGCACCAGCGUCCUCGCCCGUCGCUGGCGCCGCGUCUGGGCGGACCUCCCCGAGCUCGUCCUCGGCGACGACCUGAUCGGUCACGAUUCCUUGUCCCUCGACGCCGUCGACGGCGCGCUUGCCGCCCACCCCGCCGCCCACGUCCACAGCCUCAAGAUCACAGUGCUCUACGACACCCCCGCCCACUGCGUCGCGUCGUGGCUGCGCUUCGCCUCACGGCGCCUCGCGGGCGCGCUCUACCUCCACGUGCGCGCACCUCGUUCACCUUAUCAGUGGGAGCAAUGGCGUGCUCGCAAGACCGCGGUUCUCGAGCUGCCACCGUGCGAGGGAGCGACGAGCAUAAAGUUUCUCCUCCACGGAGUACCGCACCUCCUCCUCCGGCCACAACCACCGCCGCCGGGCGGGGCCAUGUUCCCGGCGCUGACGGACCUGGAGAUCAGCGGGGCCACCAUGGAAAGCAGUGCCCUAGGAGCCCUCGUGUCCACGCAGUGCCCGUGCCUGCGGAAGCUCAGGCUGGCGUUGCUCACGCUGGUCGCAGGAGUCUGGAGCACGUGCCCUCGUUUCGUCUUCGCCGACUACGGGCGACAUCUCCGGCGGCUGGAAGUCAUGCGGUGCUCUGCCAUGGCACCUCUGAUGCGGUGGUUCGACUCGGUCGACGAGCUGCGACUCGCCUACAUUGUACCAGAAGACGGAUGGAACUGGAAGAGAUUCUUGGAUGACGCGACCAAUACUCUUCCCAAGUGCUCAACCUUGUGGGUAUCCUCAACCGGGAAUAACCAUGGCUUUGUACCAAUCGUGCUGCGUCUCCUCAGGAGAGGGAAUGACAUAAAGAAGCUGUGUAUGUCAUACACAUACAUACCCUCUACGAUUUUUGGAUCGCCAAUGCGUCCUUGUCACGCACCAAAGAGUUCCAUGGCGGACAACACCAUCCUUGAUUCACUUGAAGAGAUAGAGAUUGAUUAUAUGAAAGGAUCAGAAGAUGUAUUUGUGGAAUUCCUAAAGCAGCUGAUAUCCAAUAUAUGGAGCAUGCCAAAGCUGAAAAGUGUGGAAAUCAACAUGUUGCACUCCCCUUCUUCCCUGAACGACGUGGUACACGAGAGGAUCAGCGCCAUGUUCCCUCCGAAUAUCAGCGUCAGAUCAAAUGCGUUUCCCAAUGGAAGACCGCACCAGAUUAUUUGAAGCUAUUAUUUCUACAUAACCUGCGUUUUUCAUUUUUCAAUUUUUUGUUGAGAAACUACCUGAUAUAUACGUAUCUGAGAUUGGACCAUGUGUAGAAAAUUGAGAACAUAAAUACUCCCUCCGCCCAGAUUAGUUGUCUUAGAUUUAUCUAGAUACGAAUAUAUAUAUAGACAUUUUUUAGUAGACGGGGUACUAAUUUGAGGCGGAGGUAUUGAACAUAUAAACCACGCUAGAGUACCCGCCAUUCUAGGGGCACUCCUCGCGCGAGACGUUUUUGACCGCAGGAUGAAUUCACCACAGUACAUUUUUGGCUCUGGCAGAUGGUCAACCGUUGGCCUUUUCUCACAUUAGUGUAAGCUUAUAGAGAGGAUGAUGGGUGGGGCUCGUUGGUUGUGGGGUCAUGCGACUGAUGUGAGUUUCCUCCAGUUUUUGGUACGCGAGAGCCCCCCGCAGCCGCAUCCCUCUUCUCGCGCUUCUUCCUCCCCACGACCCCACCUCGCCCCGCGCCGCCAUCUCCGCCUCCUCUCUCACGUCCUCCCUGCCGCCAUGGCCUAGCCCACCCUCGUCAUCGACCUUCCCAAGCCCACUCUCUCUCGAGGGUGCUGCUGGUUGCAAUCUGGACGAAGAAAAAGAGACCCUGGAGAAGUUAGAGCGUCCUGGUGGUGGCUAGAUCGAUGCGGUCGACGACGAGUGCCAGUGAGCGACGGGGAGGCCCCUACCUCUCCGCACCUUCUCCCAGGUUCCCGAUCUGGAGCGGGUGGGACGGACACCGGCGAGGCCAGCCUCCCCUUGACACGAAGCUGGAGCAUACUUGGUACAUGAGCCUUGCCGUGAGUGGUCGUGCACGUGCAACGGUGACCUCGACGAGCAGGGCAAUGUCCAGACACGAGUAAGGCACCAAAGAUGACUGGAAGCACUCAAAAAAGUUUACCACGCUGGAGCUAUGUCAGGUUGUAUGAGGGCAGUUAAUGAAUAUACUUGCGACCCUUUUACUCUCAGGUAAAUCACUAAUUAUUACAUGCUCUUUCGACCCUUUGUGAAGAUAGAACGGAAAUAUCAGCUUCACUCUGCAUUUCUUAUAGAUGUACCUAGGAGAAAUGCAGAAUUAAGAAGAGCUAUUUUCAGAACACCACUAUCUGUAUCUCUCUAUAUAUGCGGAACUCAGAACUCUUUUUGAAGAUGGAUGGAUGAACUCCCUUUCCAUCUCUGCUUUUUGUCAGUACAUGAUUGUGCACCUCCUAUGCCUGCUUAAUUGUGUGUUCAUUUUGUUAAUCAAGAAGCAUAUGAUUUUAUGGCUGGGUACGUUGAAAAUAUAUAAAACCUUUCUUCUUUUGGAUAAUCUGUUUCCCUUUCGCUAAUCUUUGUUACUUGCCUACACAUCUAUGCAUACUAUUCACUACUGCUACCAAUCCCAUGCUUGUUUGUUCAGAUACUUGAAUGGUGGAACAUGGCUUUUGUUCGAUGGCGAUUUUCCAUUCUUUGUAUGUGUUGCAUUCUUUUGUCCAAAAAUAGAGAUGUACUUUCUGCAAGAAGAAAAUGCUAAGUCUUUUACUAGCAAAGAUGUCGAUCUUGCACAUUUAUCUUUCUACGCACAGUCUCACUAUCAUCUUGUGUAGUUUAUUUAUAGCGGUUGAGUACAGAAUUUUAGCCCUCCUAUUUUAGAGUAUGAAUCGGAAUCUAAAUCAGCAAUUGUAAAAAUGAUCAGUAAUUGUGCUUACUUUUCAGACUCUCCUCCUUUUUC
Molecule: messenger RNA, 3226 nt
Organism: Triticum urartu
Lineage: Eukaryota; Viridiplantae; Streptophyta; Magnoliopsida; Poales; Poaceae
Source: RefSeq, a predicted model, not a curated record